Messenger RNA from Plectropomus leopardus (leopard coralgrouper), 8558 nucleotides. It is a transcript of the gene acacb, whose product is annotated as acetyl-CoA carboxylase beta. Gene Ontology annotation, biological process: fatty acid biosynthetic process. Gene Ontology annotation, molecular function: ATP binding; metal ion binding; acetyl-CoA carboxylase activity. NCBI's taxonomy places the organism in Eukaryota, Metazoa, Chordata, Actinopteri, Perciformes, Serranidae. Gene Ontology annotation, cellular component: mitochondrion. The record is from RefSeq and is a predicted model, not a curated record.
CUCACUUUGUGCAGACUGCUCGAUAGAGAUCAUUUGUUGGCGAAGAACGCAGUUUUAUUCAAAACAACUCUUAGUCGUGUAAAGUUAUGAAAAAUAAUCAGUGGUGUGGCUGUCAGCGGCUAACACGCUAGCCUGGUGCAGCAACAACAACAACGACUGAGCAGUGCUGUCCGUUACGUGCAGCGUGUCAGGAGGAUGUCUGUGAAUGCUCCUCUUUGCAAUUUUGGGAUUAAUCCUAUGGAUAUUGUUGCUACAGUGGAGGAGUAAUACCAAGACUGUAGCAAUGCCCGUGAAAGGAGAGGAAUCUCCGUCCAGCUGUAGUCCGCCUGCAGCAAAGGAGGACGUCUCUGCUGCACAGUCCUCUCGUCCAGGCGGACAGUCCCUGUCAACAGUUCCUGCUACCUCAACAAACAAUGAGGAUCACGGUCCUCAGGACAGCGGUGCCUCUGCGGGGCUUGAAGUUAAAUCAGCGGACACUGAGGCUCUGCAGACGUCCUCCGAGGUAAAUUCAGAGACGCCAUCAUUGCGAGAAACCACCCAGAAACCUUCAAAAGUGCCGAUGCUCAGCUCAGGGCCAGAGGCGAGGGAGCGCCUAAAGUUCAUCCUGGGAGCAUCAGAGGACAACUCUUCAGACGAGGAACCUCUGAUCACCAAACCUCCAAGCGGUGCCUCUCAAACACCGAGCUCCACCCAGAGAUCUUCUCCUCUGCAGGCGUCCUCUGCGGCGCCACAGUCCAGCUCCUCAGGCAUGAAGCCUAGCAUGUCCGGUCUUCACUUGGUGAAAAAAGGACGUGAACACAGAAAGAUGGAUCUACAGAGGGACUUCACCGUGGCUUCUCCUGCUGAGUUUGUCACCCGAUUUGGUGGCAACCGCGUCAUCGAAAAAGUGCUGAUUGCUAACAAUGGUAUAGCUGCAGUCAAAUGUAUGCGUUCUAUCCGUCGCUGGUCUUACGAAAUGUUUCGCAAUGAGAGGACCAUCCGUUUUGUUGUUAUGGUAACCCCUGAAGACUUGAAAGCUAAUGCAGAAUACAUAAAAAUGGCAGACCAUUAUGUGCCUGUGCCCGGUGGGCCAAACAAUAACAAUUACGCCAACGUAGAGCUGAUUGUGGAUAUUGCCAAAAGAAUCCCAGUGCAGGCUGUGUGGGCCGGUUGGGGUCAUGCCUCAGAAAAUCCCAAACUGCCUGAGCUGCUGGACAAAGCAGGAAUCUCAUUCUUAGGGCCGUCCAGUAAGGCCAUGUGGGCUCUGGGGGACAAAGUGGCUUCUUCCAUCGUGGCUCAGAGUGCUGACAUUCCCACGUUACCAUGGAGCGGAUCAGGUCUCAGAGUGGGCUCGGAUGAGGACGAUCAAGUUCUGGGAAACGUUAUCAGUGUUCCCUCAGAGAUCUACACAAAGGGCUGUGUUCUCGACGUUGACGAUGGGCUGGCAGGCGCUGAGAAAAUUGGUUAUCCGGUUGUCAUCAAGGCCUCUGAGGGUGGAGGUGGAAAGGGUAUCCGGAAAGUAGAAAGCUCUGAGGAUUUUCCAAGUCUCUUUAGACAGGUUCAGUCGGAGGUACCCGGCUCGCCUAUCUUCAUCAUGCAGCUGGCUCAGCAUGCGAGACACCUUGAGGUUCAGAUACUGGCUGAUGAAUACGGAAACGCCAUCUCUCUGUUUGGACGAGACUGCUCCAUCCAGAGAAGGCACCAGAAGAUCAUAGAGGAGGCUCCUGCCACCAUUGCUGCUCCCUCAACAUUUGAGCAAAUGGAGCGGUAUGCUGUACGACUGGCAAAGAUGGUGGGCUAUGUGAGUGCAGGUACUGUGGAAUAUCUCUUCUCCGAGGAUGGGAGUUUCCAUUUCCUGGAGCUGAAUCCUCGUCUGCAGGUGGAACAUCCCUGUACAGAGAUGAUCGCAGAUGUAAAUCUGCCAGCUGCCCAGCUUCAGAUUGCGAUGGGCAUCCCCCUUCAUAGAAUUAAGGACAUCCGCUUACUUUAUGGAGAAUCUCCAUGGGGCGACAGCAUCAUUAACUUUGAGUCUCCAGAGUGCAUGCCAAGUCCAAGAGGGCAUGUCAUAGCUGUCCGGAUCACCAGUGAGAACCCCGAUGAGGGGUUCAAGCCGAGUUCUGGCACCGUGCAGGAGCUGAACUUCCGCAGCAGUAAAAACGUCUGGGGUUAUUUUAGUGUGGCAGCAACUGGCGGCCUGCAUGAAUUUGCAGAUUCACAGUUUGGACACUGUUUCUCCUGGGGCGAGAACCGUGAGGAAGCCAUUUCGAACAUGGUGGUUGCUAUGAAGGAGCUGAACAUCAGAGGUGACUUCAGGACCACAGUCGAAUACCUCAUUAAGUUGCUGGAGACGGAAAGCUUCAGAAAUAAUGACAUUGACACCGGCUGGCUGGACCAUCUCAUUGCAGAGAAAGUGCAGGCGGAGCGACCAGACACCAUGCUGGGUAUUGUGUGUGGGGCUUUGCAUGUUGCUGACGCCAGCUUCCAAAAGAGCAUGUCUGACUACCUACAUUCACUGGAGAGAGGCCAAGUACUUCCUGCAGCCAGUCUGCUUAACUCUGUCAGUGUGGACUUAAUUUACGAAGGAGUCAAGUUUUGCCUCAAGGUCGCUCGCCAAUCCCCAACUACUUACGUCAUCAUGAUGAACGGCUCCAACAUCGAGAUAGACGUCCACAGGCUGAGCGACGGUGGCCUCCUGCUGUCCUACGAUGGCAGCAGCCACACCACCUACAUGAAGGAGGAGGUGGACAGCUACCGCAUCACUGUUGGCAACAAGACGUGUGUAUUUGAGAAGGAAAAGGAUCCUACAGUGCUGAGGUCGCCCUCUGCGGGUAAACUUCUUCAGUACCUGGUCAAUGAUGGGGGCCACGUUUGUGCAGGAGAGAUCUUUGCAGAGAUUGAGGUGAUGAAGAUGGUGAUGACGCUGAGCGUGCACCAGUCUGGUUGUGUCCACUUUGUUAAGAGACCUGGAGCUGUUCUGGUGCCCGGCUGUGUGAUGGCACAUAUAAACCUGGAUGAUCCCAGCAGUAUACAUCCGGUGGAGCUCAACACGGCAAUACUGCCACCCCAGCAGCCACUGCCCACUGUUGGAGAAAAGCUUCACCAGGUGUUUCACUGUGUGCUCGAAAACUUGUUUAAAGUCAUGGACGGCUACUGCCUUGAAGAGCCCUUCUUCAGCAGCAAGCUGAAACAGUGGGUGGCUACCCUGAUGAAAACCUUAAGGGACCCCUCGCUGCCACUGUUGGAACUCCAGGAGAUCAUGACGAGCGUGGCAAGCCGCGUUCCUCCCAGCGUGGAAAAAGAUAUCCGUAAAGUCAUGGCCCAGUACGCAAGCAACAUCACCUCUGUCCUCUGCCAGUUCCCCAGCCAAAGGAUUGCAAAUAUUCUAGACAGCCAUGCAGCAACCCUGCAGAGGAAAGCUGACCGAGAGGUUUUCUUCAUGAACACUCAGAGUAUUGUUCAGCUGGUACAGAGGUACCGCAGUGGAAUCCGUGGCUACAUGAAGUCUGUGGUUCUCGAUCUGCUAAAGCGUUACUUGCAAGUAGAGAUGCAGUUUCAGCAAGCUCACUAUGACAAGUGUGUCAUCAACUUGAGAGAGCAGCACAAACCCGACAUGAGUCCUGUGCUGGAGUACAUCUUCUCUCAUGCGCAGGUCUCCAAGAAGAACAUCCUCGUCACAAUGCUCAUAGACCAACUGUGUGGAAGGGACCCCACAUUAGCAGACGAGCUGAUGGCCAUCCUGAACGAGCUCACGCAGCUGAGCAAGAUGGAGAACUCCAAGGUGGCUUUGAGAGCCAGACAGGUCUUGAUUGCCUCCCAUUUACCGUCAUACGAACUGAGACACAACCAGGUGGAGUCCAUCUUCCUGUCAGCCAUCGACAUGUACGGCCACCAGUUUUGUCCAGAAAACUUGAAGAAACUGAUUCUCUCUGAAACCUCCAUUUUUGAUGUUUUGCCCAAUUUCUUCUAUCACUCCAAUCAAGUUGUCUGCAUGGCUGCUUUGGAGGUAUAUGUGCGCAGAGCUUACAUCGCCUACGAGCUAAAUAGCAUCCAGCAUCAUCAGCUGCAGGAUGGAACAUGCGCUGUAGACUUCCAGUUCAUGCUGCCAUCAUCACAUCCCAACAGAGGGAGCAACCCUACUCUGAACAGGAUACCUGUGCCGAUGAGCGGAUCAGGUCACUUUAAAAUGAGGCGGCCGAGCAGUGAGCUCUGCCUGGAGGGAGCCUUCUCUCCACCCUGCCAGCGCAUGGGAGCCAUGGUGGCUUUCCAGUGUUUUGACGAUUUCAGAAGGAAUUUUGAUGAAGUCCUGACCAGCUUUGCGGAACUACUCCUGGAGUGCGCCCCUUUCUCAGACUCCUGCUCCAGUCUCUAUGAGGAGGAGAGCUUCAAGAACACAAGGGAGAACCCAAUCCACAUCAUUAACGUGUCGAUAAAAACAGCAGACACAGAAGAUGACGACGCCUUGGUCACAGCCUUCACUGCCUUUGCACAGUCAAAGAGAGCUGUCCUCUUUGAGUAUGGAAUCAGGAGAAUCACAUUUUUGAUCGUACAGAAGAGAGAAUUCCCCAAGUUCUUCACUUUCCGAGCCAGAGAUGGGUUCCAGGAGGAUCGUAUUUACCGUAAUCUGGAGCCGGCUUUAGCAUUUCAGCUGGAGCUAAACCGCAUGAGGAACUUUGACCUGACAGCCGUUCCCUGUGCCAACCACAAGAUGCACCUGUACCUCGGUGCGGCUCGUGUGCAGGAUGGGGCUGAAGUCACAGACCACCGCUUCUUCAUAAGAGCUAUUAUCCGCCACUCAGAUCUCAUUACAAAGGAAGCCUCCUUUGAAUACCUUCAAAAUGAGGGAGAGCGUCUUCUGUUAGAGGCCAUGGAUGAGUUGGAGGUUGCCUUCAGUAACACAUGUGUCCGCACAGAUUGUAACCACAUCUUCCUCAACUUCGUCCCCACUGUCAUCAUGGACCCCUCUAAAAUAGAGGAGUCUGUACGCUCUAUGGUGAUGCGCUACGGCAGUCGUCUUUGGAAGCUGCGGGUCUUGCAGGCUGAGUUGAAGAUCAACAUCCGCCUGACACCAACUGGCAACGCCAUUCCUGUCCGCCUGUUUCUCACUAAUGAGUCUGGCUAUUACCUGGACAUUAGCUUGUACAAGGAGGUCACCAACCCAAGUUCAGGACAGAUCAUGUUCCAGUCAUACGGAGAUAAGCAGGGGCCUCUGCAGGGCAUGCUGAUCAACACUCCGUAUGUGACCAAAGAUCUGCUGCAGGCCAAGCGCUUCCAGGCUCAAACUCUGGGGACGACAUACGUCUAUGACUUCCCUGAGAUGUUCAGACAGGCACUGUUUAAGCUCUGGGGUCCAGGAGACAAAUACCCAAAAGAAGUGCUGAUGUGCACCGAGCUGGUUCUGGAUGAUCAAGGUCGACUUGUGCAGAUGAACCGCCUGCCUGGAGACAAUGAUGUGGGAAUGGUUGCCUUCAGGAUGAAGAUGAAGACUCCAGAGUACCCAGAGGGCAGAGACAUCAUCGUCAUCUGUAAUGACAUCACUCACAUGAUCGGCUCAUUCGGUCCUCAAGAGGAUGAGCUGUUCCUCAAGGCGUCUGAGUUGGCUCGGGCUGAGGGCAUCCCCCGUGUUUACAUCGCGGCCAACAGCGGGGCACGCAUCGGCCUCGCUGAAGAGCUCAAACACAUGUUCCAGGUGGCCUGGAUCGAUCCCGCUGACCCCUACAAGGGUUUCAAGUACCUUUACCUGACACCGCAGGACUACACACGGAUCAGCUCCACCAACGCUGUUCACUGUCACCAUGUAGAGGAGGGUGGAGAGUCCAGGUACAUCAUCACUGACAUCAUUGGGAAGGACGAAGGUCUCGGGGUCGAGAACCUGCGAGGUUCUGGCACCAUUGCUGGAGAAUCCUCUCAGGCCUAUGAGGAGAUUAUUACAAUCAGCAUGGUGACGUGUCGUGCUAUUGGAAUUGGAGCCUAUCUGGUCCGUUUGGGACAGAGAGUUAUUCAGGUGGAAAACUCUCAUAUUAUCCUGACAGGUGCAGGUGCUCUGAACAAGGUUUUGGGCAGAGAGGUCUAUACUUCCAACAACCAGCUAGGAGGAAUCCAGAUCAUGCACAAUAACGGAGUCACGCACACCACUGUGCCGGAUGAUUUUGAGGGCGUCUUCACCAUCCUCCAGUGGCUCUCCUAUAUGCCAAAGAACAAGCACUCGCCCGUGCCCGUCAUAUCAGCCAAAGAUCCAGUAGACAGAGAGAUAGAAUUCACUCCUACAAAAGCUCCGUACGACCCCCGCUGGAUGCUGGCUGGGAGACCUCACCCCACGGUGAGAGGUGCCUGGCAGAGUGGAUUCUUUGACCAUGGCUCUUUCAUGGAGAUCAUGGAGUCCUGGGCUCAGACAGUGGUAGUGGGAAGAGCACGGUUAGGAGGAAUUCCUCUCGGUGUCAUUGCCGUUGAAACUCGCACGGUUGAGCUCACUGUCCCGGCAGAUCCAGCAAACCUGGAUUCAGAAUCUAAAGUGCUGCAGCAGGCUGGCCAGGUGUGGUUUCCAGAUUCAGCCUUUAAAACAGCUCAGGCCAUUUGUGACUUUAACCGUGAAUGUCUGCCUCUCAUGGUGUUUGCCAACUGGAGAGGCUUCUCUGGUGGAAUGAAAGAUAUGUAUGACCAGAUACUGAAGUUUGGGGCUUACAUCGUGGAUGCUCUCCGUAGUUUCCAUCAGCCAGUGCUGGUGUACAUCCCACCACACGCUGAGCUGAGGGGAGGCUCAUGGGUGGUGAUAGACCCCACCAUCAACCCACUGUGUAUGGAGCUCUAUGCAGACAGGGAGAGCAGAGGUGGGGUGCUGGAGGCUGAGGGCACCGUGGAGAUCAAAUUCAGGAGGAAGGACCUGCUGAAGACGAUGAGAAGACUAGAUUCAGUCUACGCUAGUCUGUCUGAGCAGCUUGCUUCCCCAGAGCUGUCUGAGAAACAGUGCAAAGAGCUGAAGUCAAAACUCAAAGCCAGGGAGGAGUUCCUGUUGCCCAUCUACCACCAGGUGGCAGUGCAGUUUGUAGAUCUCCAUGACACCCCUGGGAGGAUGCAGGAGAAGGGUGUCAUCAAUGAUAUUUUGGAUUGGAAGAAUGUGCGGACCUUCUUCUACUGGCGUCUGCGUCGGCUCCUGUUGGAGCAGGUGGUGAAAUGUGAGAUCCUGCAGGCCAACAAGGACCUCAGUGACGGACACAUGCAGUCCAUGCUGAGACGCUGGUUUGUAGAAACAGAAGGAACAGUCAAGGCCUACCUCUGGGAUAAUAACCAAGCAGUGGUUGAGUGGCUUGAGAAAUAUCUGACAAAGGAGGACGGCACUCGAUCAGGCAUCCGAGAGAACAUCAAGUAUCUAAAAAGAGAGAACACUUUAAAACACAUCCGCAGUCUGGUGCAGGCCAACCCUGACGUGGCCAUGGACUGCAUCAUCCACAUGAGCCAGAACAUCACUCCAUCCCAAAGGGCCAAACUCUCGCAUCUGCUCGCAACUAUGGACAAUACCAGCACCAGUUAAGCUGAAGGUCUUUAACAGGUCAUAUUAUUCAUAAGAUCAAGAAAAAACUCUGUCUGAGUUGACUGUACUGUUCAGGUAAAGAGGAUUAUAGUUGGGGCAAAUCUUUGCAGUAUCACACACAUUCACAAAGUGACUUAUUUCUCAGCGAUCACAUAACCACUACAGUGCUCUGUCUGUUGUAAACAUUGCUGUUGAGUGGCGCCUUUUCAGGGACGUCGUAAUGUGUUCCACUCUUGACUGACAGGCAGAGUUUCACGUUUAUGAGGUAAGCAGUCGGUCAUUUCAGCUACACAGUCCAGGAACUUUUUACAGACUACAACUUUAACGCACAUUUUGUCAGGCUGUAUUUGCACAAAACAGUGUGUCAGUGUUAAAUUUGCCUUAUAGGCUCGGUGCAGACUAUUGAGGCCACAGUUAUACAAGUUUCAUGAAGUCUAAGACUUCAUAUUUAGGUGCUGGUUAUCAGGUAAAAGUAGAGAAUUUAUGUUAAUUUUUGAAUGUGAAUGUGACUAGUAUUGAUCUAUUAUUUGAUCAAUUUUCAGAUAAAACAAAAAGAAAAGCUAAUUUCUGAACCAGAAAAUUAUUAAAUUAAUCAAUUCUUUUUCAUUUCUGCAUUUACUAAAAAUAUGAACUUUUACCAGUCUUGUAAUGCAGAAAUGCAAAUUAAGAAGCAGAUUUAAUUUUUUUUCUAGUAAGUAGUAUUAUCAACAUCCAUCUUUUCAUUUUAUUCUUUUGUCUGUUUGUGAAUCUGCUGUAGUGCUUUGUGUGCAAAGACAAUAGUAUGAAUGAGAGGAGAUAGUGCAACACUGUAUGUGAGCUUUUCUGUAAUUUUUGAUGGUAUAUCUCCAAUAUAAUGCAGUAAUUCUUUAAACUCAGGUUGGGCAAUAAUUGCCACAGUAUUCCCCCAAGUGAGAUUAAAUUUGCCUCAUGUCUGAUCAAAGUCUGAUCAGACAUUACAUGUCAUUUGAAUGUACAUAAACUCCUUCCUGUGUCUUCUAUUCUAACAGAGACUGUUUGUUAAUAAAUGUCAAUGAUAUAUUUUUGGCAAAACAAA